AUGUUCAAGAAGUUCAAGGACAAGAUAAAGGGCGACGACAGCUCUUCAAGGCCGUCAUAUGGGACAGAUCAACACGACCUGCAUUCAAACAACCCUUACUACAGCUCACCCCAAGACCAACAGCAUAAUAUAGCGCCGACGGAGAAGUAUCAAGCACCGCCUGGCCCGCCGCCGAACCAAGCUUCAUCCUCGUCUGGGUACUCCGCUCCACCAGGUCCUCCACCGAGCCACGGGUCGUCUUCUUAUACUGCUCCUCCAGGGCCUCCACCUAAACAAGAGUUUUCAGGUUACGCACCCCCAGCAGGACCACCUCCUUCGUAUCCACAGCAACCCCCUCCUAGCUGGGAUCCUCCGCCAUACCACGACUGGACAGUCGUACCUGACACUUCGCUUCUACCUCCACCACCGUCGAUGGGCUACGAUAGUUCUCCCACUGCUAAUGCAUCUACUGAAGAUGGCGAUCGUGCCUUGGCUUGGACCAACAUGAAUCCUUUGUGGCCACCGCAGAACUUGCAGCCUAGCACUCAUGCUGCGAUCCAGAAUGGGCAGCUUGCUCUGCUGAAAGCGCCAUCCUACCUGGGAGACUUACUCCCUCAACCUCAAGCAGGCCACUGGCGUUGUCGCACCCACGCGAACUGCAGGGAUUCGAGUAUCCUUACAAAUUUACCCAUGUACAGCGUGUUUUGGGACUCACCGCUCAACACACAACGCUCCAAGACUGUCUACUUUGAACUCAAAGUCCUUGGAAUUGGUCGCGGUGGCUUCUCCUUCUCGGAAGCAGACGCCGGCAUCGCGAUAGGCUUCGUUGCGCCGCCUUAUCCUACGUUCCGUCUCCCAGGCUGGGAACGUGCCAGUCUUGGAGUGCAUGGAGAUGAUGGAAGAAAGUACGUUAACGAUGCAUGGGGUGGUAUCGACUUCACCUCGGCUUUCAAGCCCGGUGAUACUGUGGGUAUUGGUAUUACCUUCUCGGUUCCGCGCAACCCACCAUCAUACGAGCAGUCGCAACAGGGAAGGAUGUUAGAUAUCGACGUGUUUUUCACGCGUAAUGGAGUAAAGGAAGGUGGCUGGGAUGGCAACGAGGAGCUCGACGUACGAAGCGAGGGGGGCAACACUGGUUUGAGGGGCGAGUGCGACCUAUUUCCGGCGAUUGGCGUGUUUGGCGGUGUGGAUUUCGAUGUCUUCUUUCAUCCAUCGCAGUGGCUUUACCGCCCAUACUGA
Molecule: messenger RNA, 1218 nt
Organism: Alternaria incomplexa
Lineage: Eukaryota; Fungi; Ascomycota; Dothideomycetes; Pleosporales; Pleosporaceae
Exons: 1
Coding region: 1-1218 (405 amino acids)
Molecular function (GO): protein binding
Source: RefSeq, a predicted model, not a curated record